GCCCUCCCUCCUGGAAGCUUGUUUUUUUAAAAAAAAAAAAAAAUCAGCUCCAAGCGGAUCACAGCGUUCUGUGAAUAAACAGUGCCGGCCCAAGAGCCAAGCUGGGCGAAUAGUUGCUGCUUCCUAGCCACAGGGGCGGAAAAGAUACCUGGGCUAAAGACCGUCACUUCCGCCCGCCAUUUCACCCAGCGCCUCCCUGCUCCGCCUGGGCUGCACUCGCCGCUGCCAUGACGGACCGCUACACCAUCCACAGCCAGCUAGAGCACCUGCAGUCCAAGUACAUCGGGACGGGACACGCCGACACCACCAAGUGGGAGUGGUUGGUGAACCAGCACCGGGACUCGUACUGCUCUUACAUGGGCCACUUCGACCUGCUCAACUACUUCGCCAUCGCCGAGAACGAGAGCAAGGCGCGCGUCCGCUUCAACCUCAUGGAGAAGAUGCUGCAGCCCUGCGGGCCACCCGCCGACAAGCCUGACGAGUCCUAGUCUGCCCCAAUCGGCUCCUGGCUCCCGGCUCCGGGGCAGGGUGCUGUAGGGGGGGUUGGCCAGACGAGCGGCCGCAGCGCAGAGGCCGAUCCUCCGGGUGUGUCGCCGUGGUGGCCCGGCCCGGAUCCUCUCCGCUGAAGUUGCCGAAGACCGACGCCCCCAGCUCUCCCCCCGCUCCGGCUGCGUCUGGGUCCCCAGGAGGUUCCAAGAUGCUUCUGGGAAAACGGGGAGCGUUGGCAUCCGCGGCCUUCGGACUUUGCCUCUCUCCGCUUUCUUCGUGUGAUGUUCCCUCGAAGGACUCUUGACAGCGUGAAGUCUUGUAAAUUGCCAGCUUCCACUCUUUCAGCUUGUACCGUUGUUCGGAUUUUUUUGAUAUGAAAAAUAAUAAAACUCUCUGGGCAUUUCUAA
Messenger RNA from Calypte anna (Anna's hummingbird), 896 nucleotides. RefSeq names its product splicing factor 3b subunit 5 (gene SF3B5). Bases 228 to 488 code for a protein of 86 amino acids. The record is from RefSeq and is a predicted model, not a curated record. Gene Ontology annotation, biological process: mRNA splicing, via spliceosome. Gene Ontology annotation, cellular component: U2 snRNP; precatalytic spliceosome. Lineage: Eukaryota; Metazoa; Chordata; Aves; Apodiformes; Trochilidae. The transcript has a single exon.